Ostrinia furnacalis (Asian corn borer) is the source of this 1899-nucleotide messenger RNA. RefSeq names its product microtubule-associated protein RP/EB family member 1 (gene Eb1). The record is from RefSeq and is a predicted model, not a curated record. The transcript has 6 exons. The coding region runs from base 165 to 992 and encodes 275 amino acids. Lineage: Eukaryota; Metazoa; Arthropoda; Insecta; Lepidoptera; Crambidae. Gene Ontology annotation, molecular function: microtubule binding.
AAAAAAAGUCUUUGUCUAUGAAUAAAAGGCAAAUGAAAAAGGCAAGCGUUUUUGACAAAAAAUCUUACGUUUCUGACUACUUUGCUCAAUAAAAUUGUGCGAAAAUAAAGAAAAGAUAAUUAUCAGUGAUUAUUUAGUUAAGGUGAAGGUGUAAAAGUGUCGAUAUGGCGGUAAACGUGUACUCCACUAAUGUGACUUCGGACAAUUUGUCGCGGCAUGACAUGCUGGCGUGGGUGAACGACUGCUUGCAGUCUAAUUUCGCCAAAAUAGAGGAAUUAUGUACAGGAGCUGCAUACUGCCAGUUCAUGGAUAUGCUGUUCCCUGGCAGUGUUCCCAUGAAACGAAUCAAAUUCAAGACAAACUUAGAACAUGAGUACAUACAGAACUUCAAAAUAUUACAAGCAGCAUUCAAAAAAAUGGGAGUUGACAAAAUAGUUCCCAUUGACAAACUGGUGAAGGGUCGUUUCCAAGAUAACUUUGAGUUUUUGCAAUGGUUCAAGAAAUUCUUUGAUGCCAACUAUGGAGGCACGGAAUAUGACGCGGUGGCGCAGCGCGAGGGGCUGCCCAUGGGCCACGGCGGCGCGGCGGCGCCCCGCUCGGCCGCCGGCGCGGUCAAGAAGCCCGCCGCGCCCGUCGCCAAAGUCGCGGCCAGACCCCAAACCAUUGGAAAAGCUAACAGCACAGUGAGGUCUCCUCCAGUGAACUUGUCACGAUUAAAUCAAAGUGCGAAAGGAGAUUCUAAAGUUCUUGAUGAACUUAACCAUCAGGUAAACGAACUCAAAGCGACAGUUGACGGCCUAGAGAAGGAACGGGACUUCUAUUUUGGCAAACUCCGGGAUAUAGAAGUGAUCUGUCAAGAGAUGGAGGAACAGCAAAACGCUCCAAUUGUUCAGAAGAUUUUGGACAUUUUAUAUGCAACUGAGGACGGAUUCGCGCCUCCGGAGGAGAUAGACGGCGACAACCCACACCCGCCGGAGGAAGACGAAUAUUGAAAUAAACGUAACAUCGACGCGUAUCAUAGUGCUCUUUGUAUAUUAUCAACUCGAAAUUAUCUCGCUUAACAAUCAUCAACAAUAUCGAGUGCUUAGUAUUUCACAGCCAAUGAGUCGUCAUUUAAUAUUAUGAUAGUUUAUAAUCACUUGGAACAGUGGCCCCAAAAUGGCUCGAGCUUACGUGAAUUUGUUACGAAUCUUGUACAUACAGACGCAAUGUAAAUGUGACAUCACAACACCUGUAUAAUCUAAACAAAUAAAAUCUUUAUACGAGUGGCUGUGUUAUAUCUAAGUACAUUCCAUAAUUUGGGGGCGUGAUUUCUUGACUGAAUUUACUUCUAAUUCUGAAUGUUAUAUCUGUGGAAUAAUCCGUUUCUUAUAUGAUAUUGUGUUGAAAUAUAUUGGGAGGUUGGUCGUAUUGUGCAAUGUGGUGCAAAAAGAGUGCUUCUAUGUAUUUGUCUUGAUCACACCGUGUAUAUUAUCAUUUUCGGGCCACUGCCGCCCGGGCAUGCAUUUAAUAGGUUGUUACAUUGUUGGAGAGGUUUACUGUUACUUGUUUAAUUCUGUUAAUAGUAUUGCAUUUGGCUAAAAUUAUAUUAAUACUAAAUUAGCAGUCUCGAGUGAAGCAAGAUCUGAAAGUAUUUGGACAAUACGCUUUGUAUUAAAAUUAUGUAUUUACGUAACUUUCACUGAUAUUGUUGAACCUGACAGUCGGUAAACGGUUCCAUGUAGUUGUGAUAUUUACAUGACCACAAUUUUAGGUUAAUCAUUACAAGACUUGACAAUGUUUGCACUAAUAACUAACUAUAGGAGUAUACUAAUUCAGAAUAAUUUUAAAUGUAUUUAGAGCAGGGCAGUUCCUCGCGGGACAACUAACGACUUGUUGGCCGGAAGAUGUUAUUCGCUG